UUUCGGUAACCGGUAUAUUAAAUUGUCAUGAGAUUUUCAAAACAAAAGUUCGGUGGAAACAAAGCGGAAUUUUGAGUGUUUUAUUUAAAUCAUCCUUGAAUUCAAGACUUAUGCUCUUAACCUUAUAAAAAUCAUCAAAAUAAAAUGAAAUUGAUAAUUUUUCUUGCUUUAUUUAGUUUCAUUUCCGCUAUGGUGAUCAACGAACCUUGCAAAACAGAUGCAUAUCCUCCGCCAAAAGAAACAAAAAUAAACAGUGUUGUGUUAAAUCUCGAUGACCCUCCAUUUGACAGAUGGACACAUAUUGUGGGACCAAAAUCUGAGGAGUUAGCAGAUCUCAUUGCUUCCAUCAAAGAACUUGUUCCUACUAAAGUAAUUCAGUUAGUGGAUGGUGCAUUGGGCGAUAUAAUAGAUUGGCUUCCUUAUCCAUAUUCCGAUGAAAUAAAAGGAAUUGCAAAAGCUACUGGUUUGCCAUUAGGAGAAGCAGUAUUGUACAAUAUAUUUUAUGAAAUAUUUACUGCAUGCACAUCUAUUGUUGGCCAUGACGACAAAGGAAAAAUGUAUCACAGCCGAAAUUUAGACUUUGGACUACUAUUAGGAUGGGACAGACAGAAUGAUACAUGGUUAGUUACAGAAAAGUUGCGUAAACUCAUUGUCAAUGUUGAUUACCAGAAAAACGGAGUCACUGUUUUUAAAGCUACUCACUUUGUUGGUUAUGUUGGAAUAUUGACUGCUGUCAAACCAAAAAUGUUUACAUUAACAAUGAAUGAGAGAUUUGGUCUGGAUGGAGGAUAUGUCGGGUUGAUUGAAUGGGUACUUGGGCUUACUAAAGGAAAAUGGAUGGGUUUCCUUUUAAGAGACGUUAUGGAAAACGCAACAAGUUAUUCUCAAGCUAAAGACACACUUACUAACACCGUUUUAUUAGCACCAGCUUAUUUUAUUUUGGGAGGCACACAAGAAAACGAAGCCUGUGUCAUUACCAGAUCAAGGAAUGCAGCUGAUGACGUUUGGAACCUAAACUCAACCAAUGGGGAUUGGUAUUUACUAGAAACAAAUUAUGACCAUUGGAAGAAGCCUCUUUUUAUUGACGAUAGACGAACACCUGGCAACAAAUGUAUGAUGAAAAUGGGAAAAUCUGGUAUGAGCAUUGGGGGGCUUUUUAAUGUUUUGUCUACUCCGUCAUCUCUUAAUAAGCUUACCGCAUAUACUGCAUUGAUGCAAGUUGAUGAUGGUUUGUUGGAAACUUAUUUACAGAAUUGUCGAACUCCGUGUUGGCCUUGGUAAUUUUCAUACUCAAAGUAUAUUAAUCAUAAUAAUAACUCAAAGUAUAUUAUUCAUAAUAAAGAUAUAUUCAUAAUAAAGAUAUUACACUCAUUUUUUGUAUAAAUUGUAAAAAAUUUACGAGAUAUUUUUAACAAUAUUCAUGUUUUGUAAACAGAUGUUUUUUCUUAUGUAAUUGAAUACGAUGUUGAAA
Molecule: messenger RNA, 1471 nt
Organism: Hydra vulgaris (swiftwater hydra)
Lineage: Eukaryota; Metazoa; Cnidaria; Hydrozoa; Anthoathecata; Hydridae
Product: acid ceramidase
Biological process (GO): fatty acid metabolic process
Cellular component (GO): lysosome
Molecular function (GO): N-acylsphingosine amidohydrolase activity; fatty acid amide hydrolase activity
Source: RefSeq, a predicted model, not a curated record